This is a messenger RNA of Penicillium bovifimosum, 1014 nucleotides long. Its product is annotated as MBL fold metallo-hydrolase. The transcript is spliced from 2 exons. Bases 1 to 1014 code for a protein of 337 amino acids. The record is from RefSeq and is a predicted model, not a curated record. NCBI's taxonomy places the organism in Eukaryota, Fungi, Ascomycota, Eurotiomycetes, Eurotiales, Aspergillaceae.
AUGUGCGGAAAUCCACCAGAGGAGCAGGAUUAUGCAGUCUACAGUCUCCGAAUGACUGCCCAUCUGGUAGAAGCAUCUUCAAUUACCAGUUUCACAGCAACUCGUUUGAACCAGACCACCUUUCGUCUUGUGGAGGAUGACCGCCACAUUGAGCGGCCAAUGAUUUACGUGAAACUGUACCCAACUUGCGUCGUGGUCAUCGAUACCGGGUGCAAUGACCCCAUGGAUAAGUCCCUCCCGGUUACAGGCCUGCGGAGAUUCAUAGAGACCGUUCCGAUUCAUGAAAACAAGGGAAAGCCUUUGAAUCCCGACGGUCGCUUGCCUUACGUUAUUUUGAUCUCUCAUUGCCAUUAUGACCACAUUGGAGGGCUGGAAACCUUUGAUGGUAGUUCCUACCACAUCUACUGCAGUCGGAUUUUGCUUUCGGAAAUAGUUGCAAAAUCUCGACUACACCAUGAUUCGCUUCGAGAAUCUCGCUCUUUACCACCGAUGGGACUUGAUCUAGAAAGAGUUACUGGUGUGUCAGAUGGCUAUUCUUUAGUUGAUGCAGAUGGUGUGGAAUUGAACCUCCAGCUGCUACACGCCCCUGGUCAUUCACCGGACCAUAUGGUAGUGUUGGACCUUGAUGAAAGUACCGUAUUUUUGGGGGACUCAGCGUAUGAGCAAAGUCCUCUAUUCUACGCAUAUGGAGGAGAUUUGGUUCUACACAUUCAGACUCUGGCUCGGCUAGAGACUCUCAUCACGGAUUAUGAAAAACCCGAAGGUGCGGCAGUUUGGACCGCAGCGUGCGGCCAUUUCAGCUCUGGACUCAACGCAAUCUCACUUCUGCAGCGAACGAAAAAGUUUAUUUUGGAUGUGAUAGAAGGAAAAGUACCUUCCCAGAGUCAAGAGGCCAAUCCCUUCCAAGUUGACGGUGUCUUGGAAUUUUUCACUCGCGACGAACUGGCUAUGGCAUGCCCAGAUCACCUCCUUCAAGCUGCAAAAAGCUCAUCAAUAUCAUUGUCCUCAUCGUGA